This is a messenger RNA of Colletotrichum lupini, 1908 nucleotides long. RefSeq lists its product as uncharacterized. Gene Ontology annotation, biological process: vacuolar proton-transporting V-type ATPase complex assembly. NCBI's taxonomy places the organism in Eukaryota, Fungi, Ascomycota, Sordariomycetes, Glomerellales, Glomerellaceae. Gene Ontology annotation, cellular component: endomembrane system. Bases 1 to 1908 code for a protein of 635 amino acids. The transcript has 9 exons. The record is from RefSeq and is a predicted model, not a curated record.
AUGGUACGAUUGACGAUAACACCCGCCGUAGCCGAAGGUCAACAGAAGCUGGCUGAGGUCAGAUUCGGACGGCGAAUCGCGGCGACACCAGAGGACACAGAGCAGGAAACCACAGCAGGUACUGUCAGCAAGACUGCGGCGACAGCCAAAGCCGAAGAGCCGACUCUUGGCGAUUAUGUGAUCGGAGACCCCAUCACGCACAGCCAGAUAUUAGAUUUGUGGAAAAGUCUGAAGACGGAAGGCAUCGAGGGAUUCGGUUUGGAGGGACUGUUGCGAGGCGCCACGGUCUACACACCCCCGCCACCUCCAAAGCCUGAACCAUCCGCCGAGUACAAAGCCCUGAUGGCCCGCCUGCGACGCGAGGAAGAAGAACGAACAUACCAGCGAAUGAUGAAGCAACCGUCCCGAAUGGAGGCCUUUUCCCAGCAGUUUCCCAGCACCGCUGCCCGAGCGCACGCCUUUGCCGAAGUAAACCGCCCUAUGAACGAAGCAGAUAACGGCGAUGACGAAGUGACGCUCGGGGAUGUGCAGAAGCAGAUGAUGGUCAUUCUCAACUUUCUCAUAAGCAUCAUUGGUGUCGCGGCCACCAUUUGGAUAGCAGCUCGAUGGUGGAAUGUCACUGCCCGAAUAUUCUUGACGCUUGGAGGCGCCAUUCUAGUCUUAAUAGCAGAGGUCGCCGUGUACUCAGGCUAUGUUUGGAGGAUAGGGGAGGCCAAGUCCAAGACGAAAGAACCGGAAGAAAUCAGAGAGGUGAUGCAGUCAUGGGUGCUGGGUAAGGAGAGCAAGGGCGAGCCAGCCGGAGAAUCGGCUAUCCUUCUUGAUACGAAAUCGCAAGAUACAGACGAAGGCAUACGGCGAAGACUAAAGGGGCUCUCAGGUGCCGACAAACCACUGCAAGGCGUGCUGUUGCGACAUCCCCAUUACUCUGUCGAGAAGCUCCGUCAUGGCGCGACGCGCUCCAGGUGGGGCCUGGAUGUUCCCCCCGGUCUGGGCCCGAUCACUGCCUCUGCAUCUCUCUUCAGCCUCGGCCUUGUUGACCUGUCUUUCGGAUGCUCUUCUCUUAUCACGCCGAAUUCUCUCCCGCGCGAAGCACUGAGCGCGCGCGUCGCUACUUUCACUGCCUUGGCUGAAGGCAUGGAUCAAAUCGCAGACACCAGCCAGCGGUCUUCACCCGAUUCUACAAGAACAACAGCCAACAAGAGACGAACCCUCAAAACUUACAGCAAACGCACGCGCGCCGCUGAUGAAGAAGUCGGCUCUUUCCUGUUCAAGAAGCGCAAACCCGAGAUCGAACCAGCAACGCGGACGCCAGACCUCCCACGGCUUCCUCCCGCUCAAUCUGCACCGCCACCAAGCAGUAUACCCAAGAGUUCGAUCCUAAGCUACUUCAAACCCUGCCGAUCAAGCUCGGCCACUGAAGCCUCCGACCCCUUGUCCGACUCGGAAAAGCUGGUCAACACCCCGCCUUCAUCACCUCCCGUUUUCAGAAAGAUCAAGGAACCCCGUCGUCUGAAGCUACGACACAGCACGCCACUGUCACAUUCGUCGGACCCUUUGGAGGGUGAGAAGGACGAGAAUGAAGAAAGUUGUAUUGUUGUUGGACGGAAACCACACCACGCUCGCAGGACGAGGGCACGAGGCGCCCCAGAGCUGCAAGAUGCCGACGAAAACAAACUGAACGAGCUUCCCGACCUCGGAAAGAUCGAAAACCAGGCUAGGCCGAAGAGACCUCCCUCCCGAUCAAAGCCUGUUCCGACUGUUCAGACGACCAUCAACCUCUCGUCGAAACCUACUUUUAUGGAGUGUAAGACAUGCCGGAUCGUGUACAACCCGCUGCACCCGGCAGACGUAAAAUACCACGCUCAACGGCACGCAGCCUUCCUUCGGAGCAGGACGAAGAAAGCAUGA